CGUCACACUCCAACUCCGAGCACACAUGCGGGCCAAUGGAACGUCUCCAAGCCACCCCAGCCAAGUAUUCUCCUCAGGAUAUCUCGGUGCCUGGAGGCGUCAGCAUCAGCAGAGGUCAACAACAGCAGGAACAACAACAGAGGAUCGUUUGGCCCUUCAGCGCAUCUGCCCGCCCGCCUUCGUGGAUCCUACGCAGCCAGGCCUGCCUGCAUGGCUUACGACGACGCAAGUGUUGACCGACAUUCUAUGAGACCCAGCCGCAGGGAGUAUCGGAUCCACCAGAGGGAGAUCUGGAGUCUCUAGUCCCUGAUAACGAUACCCUUCCUCCAUCGAUUCGCCAUAGCAAAGCACACACCAUGGAUUCAAACACGCACAGCAGAGCCAUAGUCGACGCCUGUAUGCUGGGCGGCUGGCACUCUCCAAACUAUAGCGCCAUCCCACACGUACCCCACAUCGGUUUUGCCGGCAACGAUCCAACCGAUGAGCGCCUCGUCAAAUGCUGUGCUCCAGUGCCAGUCAACUACCAGCCCCCUUGCACGCUCUGGUGCGCGCUCAACCCACUUGAGGCUCCCGGAGAGUAUUUUUACGCUUGCCUCGCGAAAGAGGGCGUCGUGUUACAGUCAGCCUUUGGGAGUGGUGGUCACUCACCAACAUCGUCCAAGCAGCCUGCAAAACAUCCGGGGUCGUGGUCCGGCGAGGCCGGGUCAACAAUAACGCCAUUGAGGAUAGUGGCGCUGGUCUUGGCCAUUGCGGGCGGGCUCGGGCUUGCGUUUGCAGUGGUCCAAUGGAGGAGUUGGCGGUGGCGGAAGGCGGAUUUCGGAGGGAUCAGGAAGCCGUGGUGGCAAGGUACACUGAGAGACAUUGACAUUGCGCUGCCCGCGGUCGAGCAAAGGUGACAUUUUCAUGGUGGUGGCUAGGUCCAGUUCUCCUUUUCCCUCAGAUAUGGGGCUUGAAAUAGGGAAAGCCAGAGGGGAGAUGAAUAAGAAUACAGCUUGCUCCCGACAACUGUUGUCGCCAGGCACGUAGCAGACGAUAUUCCUCACACUUACGCUGGAUGUAGAUUGAAG
Molecule: messenger RNA, 1067 nt
Organism: Microdochium trichocladiopsis
Lineage: Eukaryota; Fungi; Ascomycota; Sordariomycetes; Xylariales; Microdochiaceae
Exons: 1
Coding region: 357-896 (179 amino acids)
Source: RefSeq, a predicted model, not a curated record